AUGGCUAGCAAAGAAAUUUCGAGCAUUCGCACUAUGAAGUCCAAACUUACCCCUAAGAGCCUUUCUGAUAUCAUGAAAAGGUACCAUAUUGACCCUGAAUUUCGCCUUCGUUUGCCUAAGCUUGGGGAUGCCAUUGUUGCCACCCCAGAAGGGUUUGUUGGGGUGUAUCGUGUUUUCUUCAAACCGGGUCUACGAUUACCAACGUUUGAGUUUUUGGAGGUGGUUCUGGACUACUACCACCUGCACAUCGCCCAGAUUACUCCAAAUGGUUUUCGAAAAAUCAUUUAUAUGUUGUGCUCUACCUUAGAUUUCAUGCCCUUUAUCACCGUAUUCCACCAAAUCUAUGUCCCUAUUUCCAAUGGUGAUUAG
This is a messenger RNA of Lactuca virosa, 369 nucleotides long. The record is from the annotation of a GenBank genome assembly. Lineage: Eukaryota; Viridiplantae; Streptophyta; Magnoliopsida; Asterales; Asteraceae.